Molecule: messenger RNA, 867 nt
Organism: Clonostachys rhizophaga
Lineage: Eukaryota; Fungi; Ascomycota; Sordariomycetes; Hypocreales; Bionectriaceae
Source: the annotation of a GenBank genome assembly
AUGAAGUCAUUCACUUUCCUCCUCCCCUUUGCCUCAGUGGCCACUGCUAUCUGCCAUUACGGCACAUCUCUGGGACCUCGUGACCUUGGACUCGCUGAGCGAGCUGAGGGAAGCUUCGGGUACCAUGAGCUUGAGGGCGCCAUCAACUGGCAUGCUCUUGACAGCAAGAACAAGCUCUGUGCUACUGGAAAGGCCCAGUCGCCCAUCAAUGUCGUCCGCUCCGAGCGAACCAUCGUCCCCGGCCGAUCCUAUGGCCUCAACAUCCCUUCUUACCCUUACGGUGCUCCCAUUCAGAACCUCGGCACCACCGUCCAAACCACCGUCAACGGAUCUGCGACUAUCCUAAAUGAUCCUUCCUACGUCCUGAGGCAGUUCCACUUCCACACCCCGAGCGAGCACCACCUCGACGGCGAGCACUUCGCCGGGGAGGUGCAUUUCGUCUUCGAGAACGGCAACAAGAAGCUGGCCGUGAUCGGCUUCUUCAUCGAGAUCGCCGGCGGCAGCGACCAGCCCACGCAGGUCAUCAGCAACGCCCUCGACGGCCUGGGCGCCAUCCCUGAAGCGGGCCAGCAGGGCGUCACCAACUCGCUCGACUUUGCGGGCCUCCGCGAGCACCUAAGGCGCUCCGACGUCUACCAGUACGGCGGGUCCCUGACCACCCCUCCCUGCUCCGAGGAGGUCACAUUCAAUGUCGCCGCCAAGCCGAUCUACGUCUCCGCGGACAAGUACCGAGCGCUCAAGCGCAUCGUCAAGUUCAACUCUCGCUUCACGCAGAACAAGCCCGGGGAGGAGAACAUCCUCCAGGUCGUCAGCAGGACCGUCAGCAGGCUUGCACAGAACACCCGCAGGCGAGCCUUCAACGCCUAA